ACAGUGCCCCGCGACGGCCCCCUCCUCUACAAGAACCUCCUGAGACGCUGUUCAUAAUAGACGAUUAUCCCGAACGACACAACCAUGGGUCUCCUCGACGAUGCGGCGUCCAUCAUUUCGGCGCGCACCUCGACCUCCAAGCGGGCCUCGGGCUCCAAGUCCCACCGCAAGAGCAGCGGCCACCAUCACUCGCACUCGCGCAAAGACCGGAGCAAGUCCCGCUCUCGCUCGCAGUCCCGGCACCGAUCCUCUCGCUCCACCGUGGGCGGCGGCAUAAGCGGCGUCGCAGCCUCCAUCUUCGGCGGUGGCGACGACGACGACAAUGGUCUCGACUAUGGCCGAAGCGACCACCCCCGCGAGCACCGCCGGCGCAGCAAGGACAAGGACGACGACGGCACCCGCUCCUUCUUCAGCCUGCCCGACCCUUCACGAAGUUCUUUCUUUAGCGGGUUCGGCGGCAGACCCUCCGGAUCGGGCCCCUCCUACUACCGCCGCUCCCCGCGCCCGGGCUUCGUCAGCCGCAUGUUCAAGAAACUCAAGCGCCUGCUGCGGGAUCUGGUCUACUACGCCAAGCGCCACCCGAUGAAAGUCUUCAUGCUGGUACUCAUGCCCUUACUCACAGGCGGCGCCCUGACGGCGCUGCUCGCCCGCUUCGGCCUGCGCCUGCCGCCCUUCCUGGAGCGCAUGCUGGGGCUGGCGGCGCGGGCCGGCGCGGGCGACUCGCUGGGCGUGGUGGGUGAGGCCGUGCGCAUGGUGUCUGGUGGGGGAGGAGGAGGAGCUAGGGUGACGAGGACUACUACCAGCAUGGUGCAGCGCGGCAGGGAGGGCAGCGGCAUGGCCUGGGAGGCGAGGCGGACUAUGUCCGAGCGGGGGGAUUACGGUCUCGGAGGAGGAGGAGGAGGGUGGGGGGAUGGGUUGAAGAAGGGGAUUGCUAAUUUCUUUUCUUAAAUGUUGGGAAAUGAUGGGAUGAUGAUUGAUUUGUGAUGAAGGUAUGACAUGAAACAAGAAAAAGAACUCUGGGAGGAUAUGCUGCUUGCAGUAGGUAGGCGUUCUAGGAUAAGCUGAGUUAUACCACAAUCUCCUUGCUUGUUACUCCAACGGCUCGGCAGCAUGCCAUUUGUGAACUCAGAGGGGAAAACCAAAUCGUGAUUGAGAGGCAAUACUAGUAGUCUAUUCACUGCAAUUCCAUGUCACCAGUCACCUUUUCGCUUCCGUUAUUACGCCUGGUACCCUCGAUCACUCGGCAUUUGACCUCGGAAAACACGAGAUAUCAAACUAUUUCGUCUUCUUCCGC
Molecule: messenger RNA, 1294 nt
Organism: Chaetomium strumarium
Lineage: Eukaryota; Fungi; Ascomycota; Sordariomycetes; Sordariales; Chaetomiaceae
Exons: 3
Coding region: 85-948 (287 amino acids)
Source: RefSeq, a predicted model, not a curated record